AUGGAGGACAGGCGGAGCGCAAUGGAACAGAUCGCCGUGGACCCGGACGUGUAUUCGGCCGACGGUCCUUACUACCCGGAUGAUUGGCAGUCGGAAACGACCUCUAUCGGUUCCUCGAUCUAUCGGGGUCUGAUGGAGAACGGUCGACGAUAUCAAAACCUGCGCCACCAGGAUUACUUAAUUCCUUCGGACGAUCAAAUGUUCGAGUCAUACGAAGCUGGCCACUUGGUUGCGCUCGUAUUGGACUCGGAUCGUGAGAACCCUUUAUUCCGUGCUCCCGUCCGCGAUGCGCGGCAGAUUCUCGAUAUUGGAACCGGCAAAGGCAUCUGGGCCAUUGAUGUUGCCGAUAUGUUCCCCAAUGCGACCGUUCGAGGAGUUGACCUCUUCCCGCCUCCGGUUUCUUGGAUGCCGCCCAACUGUGUGUUGGAAGUCGACGACAUCCUCCAGGAAUGGACCUGGCGCGAGCCCUUCGACCUGAUUCACAUGCGUAUUAUGAUCGGCUCUUUCGACCCGGCCGAGUGGGAUCGGGUCUAUAAGCAAUGCUACGACAAUCUGCAGCCUGGCGGAUGGAUCGAACAGCUGGAAGCCAGUCCCCGUGUCGAGUGUGACGACGGCAGUUUGCCCGAGGACAACAUUCUUCACACCUGGGGUCCGAACAUUUUCGCCUGUGGUGAAGCUGCCGGCCGUGAAUGCGACACUCUCGACACAAUGCAUGAAGCAAUUCAGAAGGCUGGCUUUGUGGACAUCCAAGACAUCACCUACAAAUGGCCGAUUGGGCCAUGGGCCCGCGACAAGCGCUUCAAGGAGGCCGGCACAGUCAAUUUCCAUCACUGGAUGUCUGGCAUGGAGGGCUGGUGCAUGUGGUUGUUGACCAAAUUCGGCUCCCCUGAGCCGUGGACCAAAGACGAAGUUCUCGUAUACGUGGCCAAGCUGCGUAAGGAGCUCAAGAACCCGCGGUUCCACAUCUACCAACGCGCCCGACGUGUGUGGGCACGCAAGCCAUUCCCUGAUGAGGUCGAGCGGUCUGCAAAAACGCAGGAAGGGUCUGCCGGAAAGUCAGAUAUCUCUGGUGGGAAGCACUAA
This is a messenger RNA of Penicillium cinerascens, 1083 nucleotides long. RefSeq names its product class I SAM-dependent methyltransferase. Lineage: Eukaryota; Fungi; Ascomycota; Eurotiomycetes; Eurotiales; Aspergillaceae. The transcript has 10 exons. The record is from RefSeq and is a predicted model, not a curated record. Bases 1 to 1083 code for a protein of 360 amino acids. Gene Ontology annotation, molecular function: methyltransferase activity.